Molecule: messenger RNA, 893 nt
Organism: Rhododendron vialii
Lineage: Eukaryota; Viridiplantae; Streptophyta; Magnoliopsida; Ericales; Ericaceae
Exons: 4
Coding region: 1-741 (246 amino acids)
Source: RefSeq, a predicted model, not a curated record
AUGAAAACACUUUUGAAUGACUCGGAUUAUGACCUUGCAUUACAGGGUCGACCCGGUAAAAUAACGUUAGGCAUUGAGGCUUCGGUCAUUUGUGAAAGUAAUGUGGUUUCACUUGGUGAUGACGUGGGUACUCAUAUUGAUCCUACUUCACUUGGAGAUGGGGUUAUAACGUCCAAACAGAGCACGAACAUUCUUGACCCGGAAGGUCUUCGACGAAAAGGGAGACCGCCGUGCAAAAGGAAGAAAGGUGUUGUGGAAAUAGCCGUUAAGAAGAAAAGAGAAACAAAAAAAAAGACAUUGUCCAAUGAAAAAGUCUCGGAGGUUGAGAAGAUUGCAGUUGGACAUGGGUUCGGGACACAAGAGAGUGUUGUAAAUGGUCACCCAAACUACAUGGGGCAUUCAAUGUGGCCAAACAUGAUGCCCCAUAGCAUACAAGCAAAUAUGGCACAAGGCGGAACCAUCUUCCCAUUUUCUCCAACUCUUUGCCCAACCGGAACAAGCUUGAACCAAUUUAGGCCUUCUUUUCCAAGUUCACAAAGCUUCUUCAAUGGUCAAGUUUGGAGAGGUCAACCAAUUCUUGCGGGCAGCCAAUCUUGGGGAGGACAAUCAAGUUUUAUGGAAGACCAAGGUCAAUAUUGGGGGGGACUACAACCAAAUCUACUACAAACUCAAGGGCAUAGAUGUGAAGGACAACCAAGUUUCAUUGAUAUGAUGAAUGCAGCGAAUAAUGAUGAAGAAUAGUUCACUUGGUUGUUCUAUGGAAAUGAUGAAUAUGUAUUGUUAUUUUGAUUGGUCACGACAUUGAUGAAUCUGUAAUAGUAUUAGCAUUACGACAGCUUUGUUGAACCUGUGAAUGUUGCAAGGUUGCAAUGUGUUGGAUUAUAUUGGAUGAA